UAUGAAAGCGCAAGCGCAAAUACUAAAAACAGCUGUUUCUUGACCAUGUUAUUGCACUUAUAUUGAAUGUGUUUUGUAGAAUAUUUCUAUUACUAGUGAACAUUCUGAACUUCAGUUAUGUAUGUCGUUGAUACUUCCAUAGGGAGUAUUGAAACUAUGAAAAUUACAGUAAUAAACUCUAGUGGGUUCUAUUGGGUUGUAGAUGUUUUACCAGAAUUUACUAUAGACAAAUUAAAAUUGAUGGCAUUAAGCCAUUUUUUCAAUCCCAUUGACAGUAUCAAGGUAUCUGAUCGCUAUAAAUUAAUUCUAGUUUCUCAAAAUAGACCUCUUCCCGAUGAAAGCACCAUAAGAGAUGAAGAAAUACGAGAGAACGAUGAGCUAUUAUUACUGAGAAGAAGGCCUCUUUCAAUUCUUCCAAGUGAAUCACAAGAAGAGAAAGAAGAAAAGUGCCGAGGCCCAACUGAAGCUGAGAUACAAAAAGAAACAGCAAAUCUGCAUUCAAAAAACAUCGAGAAUUCAAUUGAAAAUCCUCCUGUGCCUGUUGACUUUCAUACUGAGCUUAGAAAAAUUCUAGUGUCCCUUGUAAAAGUAUCUGAGAAACUGCUGCGAUACCAUCCUGAAGUUGUGGCAUUGUUUAAGGAGAUGACUGAAAGCGAGGAAGCUAAAGAAGUAGUCCAUGUGGAUAAAACUUCUUUGAAGCAGCUGACAGACAUGGGGUUUCCCGAAAGUAAAGCAUUUGAUGCUUUAAAACAGAAUAGCAAUGUGUCAGAUGCAAUGGAUUGGCUUCUAGCUCAUUCUGUUGAUGGUGGUUCAUCGAGCAGUGAACCUGUUCCCAAAUCUAGUUCAUCUCCAACUCCUUGUCGAAAAUUUUCAAAACUAAAUGUCUCAAAAAUUGUAGAAAAGCCUGCACCUGUAAAUACUCAGAAAGAACAAACAGAGCUGCCUAGUACAUCACAAGGAGCUACUGCCAGUAGUGAAGACAGUAGAUUAGUGGAAAUGAUCCAGUGUUUUCGUGCAUAUAAAAGAAAAGUUUUUAGGCCAAGCACUGCUGCUUUAGCAAAUUUGAAGGAAAUGGGAUUUGCCGAAGCAGACAUUUUAGAUGCCUUAAGAAUGAAUGGAAAUGAUCAAGACUCUGCUUGUGACUGGCUUCUGAGUGAUAAAAAACCUAAUUUUGAAGAUGUUGAAGGUUUAGAUCCUGAAGGUCCCAUUUACAAGUCCAUAAUGUCUAAUGCCGUUGUUCAACUAGGUCUCAGCAAUCCAAAGACAUUUUUAGCUCUCCUUCAUAUGCUGGAGAAUCCUACCAGUGCCUGCCGGUGGCUUAGCGACCCAGAUAUAGCACCUGUUCUAAGUCAAAUAUUUCGCAUAUAUCACGCUGAAAAACAUUCACUGCAAUUAGCCAGGCCAUUUCCCCAGUAAUAAUAGCCUGCAUAAUUUUGACAUAAUGUAAAUAUUAGGUUUAUUAAGGUGCAUAGCUUGAAUUUAUUUUAAAGUCAAGAGAAAGUGUGGUGACUACUGUGAAUCAAGGUACAUAACGUUUUUUAGAAGAGUAAAAGAUGACCAAGUGAUAACCAUUUCCUUCAAAGAAAAGGGCACCUUUCACAGUUGUUUUUAUUCCUAAUUAAUUUAUCAAUUCAUUAUUUAUAUUUGAGUUGGAGCGUUAUCAAUAUUUAUAUUUGUAGCAAAAGGUAUGGACAGUGUGUUUGUAUAAAACAAAUUAUUAAGUGAAAUAGUUUUGGUAUAUGUUUUAUGUAAACCUGAAAAUCCAUAUAAAAUAAUAACUAUUAAUAUUUUUAGGAGGCAUUAACAUUCUUUUCCACCAGUUACAUUGUUAUUCUGUCUUCAUAUGAAUUCAUUACUUUUUUACCAAGCAAAAAUGACUUAAAGUUCAAAUUAGAAAGCUAGUUAUAAAAUUUAUUAGUUAAUUAUUAUAAAAGUUAAUUUUAGAUUAUAUGGAAUAAGUAUGAACCUGAAAAUUACUCAUUGGCCUGGAGACUGUAUACUUGUCUUUCAUUACUUAUAGGUGUAUCUCCUAUUAUAAAAAUCUGAUAGUUAAAACACCUUUUGAAGCAAUAUUUUUAAAGCAGUACAGUAAUCAGGUAUUAUAAUUUAACACAUUUACAAUCAUACAAUUGAAUAGUUCAUUUAAACUUUUUUUUUUUUUUUCUGUAAAAUUUAGAUUAUUUGCAUACUGUAUAGUAUUAAAAAAAAAAUGAAGUUAAUGGAAGGUGAUAAUGAAAAGGGGUGAAUAAUAAUUAAUCAUUGCAAAUGUUUAGCAUCUGUCUAAUGAUCUACAGCACUCAGAUUUUUGAAUCUAUGAGAAAUUUUUUGUAAUUGAAGUUUAUUUUAUGAAGUCUAUUAGAUCUGAAAACAAACUGCUGAUGUACAAAUUAAAGGAUAGUGUAGGAAAUUUAAUAUUUAUAGCUAUGUAUGAAAGGAAGUGAAAUGCAAUUUUAAAGAACUUUAAAAGAGGUAUAUUACUCUAUUUGUGGACUGUAGAAUUGUCCAGUAACUCAAAGAGAAAUUACUCAUAUGAUAACAGAAAGGAAAAAUUAAAGUUAUUGUUGUUUCAAACAUUAAAUACAGUAUAUUAUCACAUCAAAUUAAUAUACAAUGCUGGCAACAUUUUUCCAUGGUGGUCUCAUUUUUCUGUCAAUUUUAAAUGCCCCUGUAUUUUAAGGGAUUAAUUUGUAUUUCUGCAAGAUCCUUGUUGGGGGUUGGCAUUCUGCAAUUCAGUAUUCUAAGGUAUCCUAGGCAUGUUUAAUAGGGUACGAGUCUGGUGAGUCUUUGACCAAACAAGUUCAAUGAAGGCUGGCAUUAUCAUCCAUUAGGUGGAGCUUGGGUUUAGCACCUUUUAAUGUGAUAGAAAAGCAAACUGCAUUUAUAAAAAUUCACUUUUUCCUAUUAUCUGAUGAAAUGUUGAUGAAAGUUUGUCAAAAAUCACUUUUCAAACUGUAAGAUGUUUGAUCUCAGGAGAGAAUGUCCUGUACUACAAAAGUGCUUUCAUGUUGAGAUGAUACUUUUUUUGAAAAUUAUUUAAUUCUAUGUAGAUCUGGUAACGAAUGAUGCCUUUGCAAUUGGCCAAACAACAACAACAACGGUAGUUGUUGUAGCUCAUCUGAAAUAUGUCUCUGAGUGGCAGUACCUUAACCUUUUGAAGACGGGAUAGCCAUUAUAGUGGCCAUAGAGUCCUUUCUUUGAAAAGACGGGGUUGUCCACUUUAGUGGCCAUGUCUUUUCCCCCCAUUUUCCAGGCUGAAAAGUGGGAUC
Stegodyphus dumicola is the source of this 3266-nucleotide messenger RNA. It is a transcript of the gene Kpc2, whose product is annotated as Kip1 ubiquitination-promoting complex subunit 2. The record is from RefSeq and is a predicted model, not a curated record. Gene Ontology annotation, molecular function: protein binding. Gene Ontology annotation, cellular component: ubiquitin ligase complex. NCBI's taxonomy places the organism in Eukaryota, Metazoa, Arthropoda, Arachnida, Araneae, Eresidae.